Meriones unguiculatus (Mongolian gerbil) is the source of this 5218-nucleotide messenger RNA. RefSeq names its product OCRL inositol polyphosphate-5-phosphatase (gene Ocrl). The record is from RefSeq and is a predicted model, not a curated record. Lineage: Eukaryota; Metazoa; Chordata; Mammalia; Rodentia; Muridae. Gene Ontology annotation, biological process: phosphatidylinositol dephosphorylation; signal transduction. Gene Ontology annotation, molecular function: inositol phosphate phosphatase activity; phosphatidylinositol-4,5-bisphosphate 5-phosphatase activity. The transcript is spliced from 24 exons. The coding region runs from base 249 to 2951 and encodes 900 amino acids. Gene Ontology annotation, cellular component: cytoplasm; membrane.
CUGACAGGCAGGCGGGGGCGGGAGACGCCGCUCUCUCUCUCUCUUUGGUCAGACUCUCUCCUCCCAGCUCCCCAGCUCCAGGCUGGCUCCUACGCUCCCGGCUCCUGGGCUCCCAGGCUGCCAGUGCCUGGCGGUGCCGGAGCCCUUUCUCUCAGCCUUGGCGAAGCGGGUGGGCGGCAGGCCGCAGGAGGCGGUGUCGUGGAAUCUACUGGCAGUCCGCAGCCCCGAAGAGCCUGGAGGCCGCCCUGAUGGAGCCGCAGCUCCCGGUCGGAGCUCAGCCCCUGGCAAAAGUGGAGGGCUUGGAGAUGAAGGGUCCCCUCCGGGAGCCCUGCACCCUGACCCUAGCCCAGAGGAAAGGGCAAUAUGAGUUAAUAAUCCAGUUGCAUGGGAAGGAACAGCAUGUUCAAGAUAUCAUUCCUAUAAAUAGACACUUCAGAUGUGUUCAAGAAGCAGAAGAAACUCUUUUGAUUGAUAUUGCUUCGAACAGUGGCUGCAAAAUUCGGGUACAAGGAGACUGGACCAGAGAGCGCCACUUUGAAAUUCCUGAUGAAGAACAAUGUUUGAAGUUCCUCUCAGAGGUCCUUGCAGCUCAGGAAGCUCAGUCACAGCUUCUUGUUCCAGAACAAAGAGAUUCAUCUAGCUGGUACCAGAAAUUAGACACUAAGGAUAAACCUGCUUAUUCAGGCCUGCUUGGAUUUGAGGAUAAUUUUUCAUCUAUGAAUUUAGAUAAAAAAAUGAAUACACAAAAUCCCCCCACAGGGGUUCAUCGGGAACCACCCCCUCCACCUCCUUCAGUGAAUAAAAUGCUUCCACGGGAAAAGGAAGCUUCAAGCAAAGAACAGCCCAAAGUGACCAACACCAUGCGAAAGCUAUUUGUACCAAGUACCCAAUCUGGGCAGCGAGAGGGUCUCAUCAAACAUAUCCUUGCAAAACGGGAGAAGGAAUAUGUCAACAUCCAGUCUUUCAGAUUUUUUGUUGGCACUUGGAAUGUGAAUGGCCAGUCUCCAGAUAGCAGCUUAGAACCUUGGCUGAACUGUGACCCAACUCCUCCUGAUAUUUACUGCAUUGGAUUCCAGGAGCUGGACUUGAGCACAGAAGCUUUUUUCUACUUUGAGUCGGUAAAAGAGCAAGAAUGGUCCAUGGCUGUGGAAAGGGGUCUGCCUUCGAAGGCCAAGUAUAAAAAAGUUCAGUUGGUCCGCCUUGUGGGGAUGAUGCUUCUCAUCUUUGCUAGAAAAGAUCAGUGUCGAUAUAUCCGUGAUAUUGCUACAGAAACAGUUGGAACUGGAAUCAUGGGGAAAAUGGGAAAUAAAGGUGGUGUAGCUGUGAGAUUUGUAUUUCACAAUACCACUUUCUGCAUUGUUAAUUCCCACCUGGCUGCCCACGUGGAAGAGCUUGAAAGAAGGAAUCAGGAUUAUAAAGACAUCUGUGCAAGAAUGAGUUUUUCAGUCCCCAAUCAGGCUGUCCCACAGCUGAACGUAAUGAAGCAUGAUGUUGUCAUUUGGUUGGGAGAUUUGAACUACAGACUUUGCAUGCCUGAUGCCAAUGAGGUGAAAAGUCUUAUUAAUAAAAAUGACCUUCAGAGGCUCUUGAAAUUCGACCAGUUAAACAUUCAGCGCACACAGAAAAAAGCUUUUGUGGAUUUCAAUGAAGGGGAAAUCAAGUUUAUUCCCACUUACAAGUAUGAUUCUAAAACUGACAGAUGGGAUUCCAGUGGGAAAUGCCGAGUUCCAGCCUGGUGUGACCGAAUUCUUUGGAGAGGAAUAAAUGUUAAUCAACUUCAUUACCGGAGUCACAUGGAACUCAAAACUAGUGACCACAAACCUGUUAGCGCCUUGUUCCAUAUUGGGGUGAAGGUUGUGGAUGAACGGAGGUAUCGUAAGGUCUUUGAAGAUAUUGUACGCAUUAUGGACAGAAUGGAAAAUGACUUCCUUCCGUCAUUAGAACUUAGCAGGAGAGAGUUUAUGUUUGAGAAUGUGAAGUUUCGGCAGCUGCAAAAGGAGAAGUUCCAGAUCAGCAACAAUGGACAGGUUCCCUGCCAUUUUUCUUUCAUCCCUAAACUUAAUGACAGCCAAUACUGCAAGCCAUGGCUUCGAGCUGAACCUUUUGAGGGCUACUUGGAGCCAAAUGAGACAGUGGACAUUUCCCUUGAUGUAUACGUCAGCAAAGACUCUGUAACCAUCCUGAACUCAGGUGAAGAUAAGAUUGAAGAUAUUCUUGUCCUGCAUUUGGAUCGAGGCAAAGAUUACUUCUUGACCAUCAGUGGGAAUUACCUUCCAAGUUGCUUUGGUACUUCCUUAGAGGCUUUGUGUCGAAUGAAAAGACCAAUCCGAGAAGUCCCUGUCACCAAACUCAUAGACUUGGAAGAAGACAGCUUCCUAGAAAAGGAAAAGUCCCUUCUGCAGAUGGUACCCUUGGAUAAAGGUGCCAGUGAGAGACCCCUUCAAGUCCCCAAGGAGAUCUGGCUUCUAGUAGAUCACUUAUUCAAAUAUGCAUGUCACCAGGAGGACUUGUUCCAAACCCCUGGGAUGCAGGAGGAGUUACAGCAGAUCAUUGAUUGUCUGGACACCAGCAUUCCUGAGAUAAUCCCUGGCAGUAACCACUCUGUGGCUGAAGCACUGCUCAUUUUCCUGGAAGCCCUGCCAGAGCCAGUCAUCUGUUAUGAGCUGUAUCAGCGAUGUCUUGACUCUGCUCAUGAUCCUCGGAUCUGCAGACAGGUAAUUUCCCAGCUUCCAAGAUGCCAUAGAAAUGUUUUCCGCUACUUGAUGUCAUUCCUUCGUGAACUCUUAAAAUUCUCUGACUACAACAAUGUCAGUGCCAACAUGAUCGCUACUCUCUUCACUAGCCUUCUUCUGAGGCCUCCACCAAACCUCAUGGCAAGACAGUCUCCAAAUGACCGCCAGCGUGCCAUCCAGUUCCUUCUGGGCUUCCUGCUUGGGAGCGAGGAAGACUAAGUCUCUGCCUGUGUGAGAUUCUAGAGGAGGAAGACCUUGGGCUCUGAGUAUUUCAGAAUGAUUUGAAAAGUCAUAACACAGAAAGGGUCUAUUGCAGGAUCUUUUAAGUUCUGUUAGUAGUACAAAGGGAAGAGUUUCCUAAUCCCUCCUUACCAUUUCUACUACACAGCAAAAUCCUUUUAGGUACAUAUUGGCAAGCCAAAGUUACCAUAUUUUGGUGUUUUGUGUUUACUCUGUAAAGCAAAGAAGUCUGCACUCCUUUACCUAAGAAUAUGUUUUUACCCUACUUCCCAGUUAUCAUGAUCAUCUUUAAUACCCUAAGCCUAGAUUGUGAGGCAUUCCACAAUUUUAGGCCUACAAGCACUACUUGCUGUAGCUCAGACUUGUCUGUAGUCCUUUGAAUAAUGCACUUUGAAUCCACCCUCUCCCCAUGUGACUACUUUGCACUCUUCUUUCAUUCAUGUUAUCACUUUGAAGAAAGCCUGGAUGAGGCUAGUGACUCCGUGGGUGUCCUCAACAGAAGUUCACUGUCCACAUGUGAUUGUUACAUGCCUUUGUGCAUUUCUACUACAAUGAUGUCUAUGUGUCACUGUAACAGUGGCCUUCUUGUGGCUCCACACUUGGUGGAACCAUAUGCCAUUGUCUCAGAUCAUGUUUAGUUACAUAAUUUUAUGGCCUAUAGAGAUGGCAUCCCACCAAUGUGAGAAUAUCACAAUAGCGAGGAAAGCACUGUGAGUAUUUCAGGAGUAAAAAUGUCCAUGUGUAGCAGGCCCUGCUUCCUACUCCCCUUUACCUAUUAGCAUCCACACUUGACAUGAGCAAUCCUGAAUGUUGGGUGACCCAUAUUCCACUAGAAACCCACUCCCAGAAUAAUGUAUGCAUCCACUCAAAAAAGUGAGGCCCCAUGGAGCCUUCGCUGCCCCCAAACCAAAUAUUGAAGGUAACCCUUUGAACCCUUUCUUCUAUCUUCUGAAGUAUCAGAAGAUACUUUCCCUCUCUCAUCAGGGCUGACUCUGGACUCCACAUCUGGUUCCUUCAAGUAAAGAAAGACUGGUCUUGGCUCCUAGUCACAGUAUCCAGUGCCAUAAAGAGAGACUGAUAAGUGGGAUCAGCCACACACAUUACCUCUCACACCUGAAGCCCCUCUGUGAGGUUUCAUUUUAUUCAAGCUUGGUGGGAUAGACAAACUUUUUAAAAACUAUUUUGUGAUUGACAAACAAGCCACUGACUUCAGACUGCAAAACUGCCUGGUGAAAUUGGCUUGCUUGGUUUCAUUCACCAAAACCAACCCAAGUCAUCUCAUUCCUGCCCAUUAACAGUGGAUGUAAGGAGUUUGUAUAGGCUGUGUGUACAAUCUUGGGUCCUGAUUCCAUGACUCUUGUAGCAUCCCAGGAGAGGGCCAGGAAAACAUCCACCAUCAAAUGAUUUUCCAGCUGCCUCACCUCUUCAAAAUUGAGCUCUUUGGAGAACAAAAAGUAUGUAUCCUGCAAUAGACUAGUUAAGCCCUUAUGCAAGCUGGGAAAUAAGAGUCAAAGUAUUGGCGCCAACUCGCUGAAGAUCCAAUUGGGUCAACAGUUGGCUAAUAAAAGACUGAGAACAGAAGAAUUUUGUCAUAUCUAUUAGGCCAGAAAGUAGUCACUGAAGAAAUAGAUGAUAGGAGCUGGGGCAAGGUGUUCCACAGGGAAAUGCUUCUCCAUGCCCUUUUUAUAAUUCCUUGCCAACCUUGGGUCUUUUGAAGAGCAAGCAUAUGGUUAGUGGGGGCUAUGUGGAGCAUGCAUGUAGUGUUUUUCCUUCAUCAGGCCAAAGCACCAAGUUGCUUCACUGCCUCAACCUUUUAUCCACCUUGAUCUGGAAUACAUAUAGGGUAGAGGGUUGUAGACACUCUCCAAGUAGUGAAUACAAAACCUAUCAGCUGGAAGAAACCUGCUUCCCUGCCCUGCCUAUCCUGCACCUCAAUCUCUAAUUUCUAAUUCCUUCAAGGUACUAUUUCAGAGUUCCUCCAAAUUAAAGAUUUUAAAUUCAACUGGUAGGGAAAGACUCUGCACCUAGCAUCUUAGGGAAGAAAUUAUUCAAAUCUUUUGGAUGAUGUUGCAUUAGUUUCCCUUUCACCAUUUUCUGAUUCUUAAUCUGUAUCUGUAGUUCUUUGUUAUAUUUCACAAAAAUGUCUUGGUCACUAAGCAAAGCUGCUAGUGGGAUUCUGUAUUUUGUGUUAUCUUUUUAUUAUAAUUUAUUGCAGUUUUCUGAAUAAAUAUAUGUUGUGUGAAAAA